UUCCCUUUGUUUACAACUUCUGUCGUCGCAUUGAAUUCGCCUAUCGUGUGGGUGACCUUUUCGGAAAUUUCAUCUUUCCCGGAGUGACGAUGCAGGCCGUGAGGAACAUCGCUCGCAGAUCUCUGGCUCAAGUUCAAGUCAGGCAGGCAGCAAAUGCCGCCGCUAACCCCAAUGAUCGCCGCAUGAAGUAUCCUUACACAUUGGCCGCGAUGAUGGCUCAGUUUCCCAUGAGACACUACUACAAGCAUGCAUGGUUCGUCCGAAUGAUGGUUCCAUCUAUUGCCCUUACGGUACUGCUAUUCUGGAAAAUCAACCAGCUAGUUAAUUCACCUGGGAACAUCGCUGCCUGCGAAGAGCGGAAGAGAAAAGAGCAGGCCAAGAAACACAAUCAUUGAAGCGAUAGGACAAAGGAGUCGGCAAUGAAGUCGGGUUAACCGUAUGAAUUCACUCUGUAGGAUGUCAAUAAAAUUUAUGAGUCUUAA
Galendromus occidentalis (western predatory mite) is the source of this 482-nucleotide messenger RNA. RefSeq names its product reduction of Rh1 (gene roh). NCBI's taxonomy places the organism in Eukaryota, Metazoa, Arthropoda, Arachnida, Mesostigmata, Phytoseiidae. The coding region runs from base 90 to 395 and encodes 101 amino acids. The transcript is spliced from 2 exons. The record is from RefSeq and is a predicted model, not a curated record.